Molecule: messenger RNA, 2201 nt
Organism: Pyrgilauda ruficollis (rufous-necked snowfinch)
Lineage: Eukaryota; Metazoa; Chordata; Aves; Passeriformes; Passeridae
Gene: RUFY4
Product: RUN and FYVE domain containing 4
Exons: 12
Coding region: 72-2201 (709 amino acids)
Biological process (GO): positive regulation of autophagosome maturation; plus-end-directed vesicle transport along microtubule
Cellular component (GO): late endosome; autophagosome; lysosome
Source: RefSeq, a predicted model, not a curated record
AGCACCCGCAGCACUCAGCAACAGCCUUGGGGCAGCCCACAGCUCCUGGACACAGAUCCCUGUGAACAGCCAUGGCAGGGGAAGGGGAGCUCAACCGUGUCAUCAAGGACCUGCAGAAGACCGUGGCCGAGCUGAAAUGCAGCUACCAGGAGCAGAACCUGCCGGUGACAGACGGGAGCCGGGAGCUGCACAGCCUCUGUGCCCAGCUAGAGUUCCUCCUCCAGUUUGACCUCAAGGAGAAGAGGAGCUUCUUUGGGCAGCGCAAGGACUAUUGGGACUUCUUGUGCCAGGGCCUAGCACGGUGCCGGCAGGAGCAUGAAGGCAUUCACUUCGUCACCUCCCUGGACAAGCUGAAGACCCCUGUGGGAAGGGGCCGAGCCUUUCUGCGGUACUGCCUGGUGCACCGGCAGCUGGCAGAGUCCCUGCAGCUCUGCCUCCUCGACCCUGAGAGCCUCUGCGAGUGGUACUACGCCCGUAGCCCCUUCCUGAGCCCCAAACGGCGAGCAGAGAUCCUGGGCAGCCUCUAUGAGCUGGACUGUGUCACCUUCCACCUGGCUCUGUACAGGAGUGACCUGGACACCGCCUGGCCCAUGUUCUCUGAGCCACUGGCAGGGAGUGUGGAAAUGGAAGAUAUAGAGGAAGAUAUAGAGGAUGGGGAGGUGAAGAAGGGCAUGGAAGAGGAGGCUGAAGAGGAAGUGGAGAAGGAUGACAGUAAGGAUACAAAGGAGGUGAAGGUGGAGCAUGUGAAGGUGGAGGAUGUGGAAGUGGACAUAGAGGAAGAUUUGGAAGAGAAGCAUGAAGAGUUGGAGGAGGAUGAGAAGGAGGUAAAGGAUGUGGAUGUAGAGGAACUGAAGGAUGCACAUGGCACUGGCAAAGCAGCCCAGCCUGAUGGUGCUGGAGAGCCUGGCAUGUCCCCACUGUCCACCGGCACAAGGUGCAUGCUGGGGUCCCUGUCGCUGGUGCCCAGGCAGCCGGCUGGGACAGAGGAAUCCCUGCAGGCACUGGUGUCCCAGCUGAGGGCCGAGCUGGCUCAGCGCGAGGCGGCGGCACAGGCGCUGGCGGCGGGGCUGGCGCGGGCGGAGCUGCGGCACCGGCGGCAGGAGGAGGGCAGUGCCCGGCGGGCCCAGCUGUGGGCACGGGAGGCGGAGGCACUGCGGGAAACCAACACCUUCCUGCAGCGGGCACUGCGGGCAGCGGUGGCGGCGGGGGACCCUGGGGCGCUGGCACGGGCACAGGAGGAGGCACGGGGCUGGCAAGAAGUGGCAGAGGAGCGGGGUACCCAGCUGGCCAGGGCGCGGGCAGAGGCGGCGGCGCUGACCUCGUGCCUGCAGGAAUGCCAGGAAGUGCUGGUGGCGGCAGGACGGACGGACAUGGUGAAGGAUGCUGGUAGCUCAAAUGAGGUGGCCGCCGUGGAGGAGGUGCUGCGGCAGGCACUGGAGCUCGCCCGUGGUCCCCAGGAGCCCCCAGGAGCCCCCCAGGCAGAAGGGGAGCCCAGCACGGUCACCAGCAUGGCCAUGCUCUUGGCCAACCUGGCUGCCACAGCACAGGAGGAGACCUGGCAGAGCCGGCAGCAGCUCCAGGCCCAGCAACAGGAGAUGGCACGGCUGCAGGAGGAGCUCAGCAGGGGGACCGUGUCGCCACUGCCCCGCGGCAGGGCCCGGCAGGAUGGCGAGCGCUGGGCAUCGGCGCUGCAGCGGGCGCAGCGGGAAGCGCUGGAGCGGGAGGCCACGCGCGGCGCCGAGCAGGCACGGCAGCAGGAGCUCAUCCGCGACAUGAAGGAGCGGCUGCUGGAGCUGCUGCGGGAGAAGGAUGCCCUGUGGCAGAAGACGGAGGGCAUUGACACCCCGAUGCCCAGUCCGGUGCCCCGCGACCCAGGGCUGUGUGCCCGCUGCCACAAGGAUUUCCGCCUCCUCUCCCGGCGGUACAACUGCAGGUGGGCUGUGCGGGGAACGGCGGCUGGCACUGGCACAGGGCAGGGACGGCUCAGCUCUCACCUCCUGCUCUCUCAGCAGGCUGUGCCAGGGCAAGGUGUGCCACACGUGCUCCGUGGAUAUGGGCAAGCACGGCCGCUGCUGCCUGAUUUGCUACCAGCAAAGGCACCCGCAGGCCACAUGAGUGGGGACAGCAGCCCUGCCACCAUGUCUGGGACACCUCCUGCCCUGGCUGCCUCCUCUUGGACUUACUGGUCACUGCCAGAUUGA